UCUCUGUAUAUUUAGUCCUUUUUGUGGCUACAAGGAUAUAUCAAAUUAGCAAAGCUGUAUCAAAUUGGUUGGACAAUAUCUAAUACGCCACCCGAUAGGCUGUCGAAAAAAAGAUACCAAACGUAACAAAAGAAAGCGGUUCUGAUCAAGACCAUGUAACAGAGCAAACAGUGGGGAUAGGGGGACUUUUCAUAAAACUUUAUUUGAGCAAUCAGCCAGCCUAGUUACCUUUAACCCCCCUCCCCCUGCGGUCCUUGGCAAACAAUGUGUGGCGAAAAUAAACAACCUGCGACAACCUUCAUCGUGAGGGUACGACGUUAAUACGCCCCUGCCCGCUACUCGCGCACGUACAGUCUUGGGUAGUGGCGUGUGUGUGCCGUGAUUGUGACGUGCUGUAUGUGUUUCAGGACCGUUUUGUGUGCUUGAUUGUCCGUCAUUGAAUUUGUUCACUUUUUUACUACCCAUGGCAGGAAUUUCAGCUCUCAAACAUAUGCAUGGGAAUUUCUCAGCUCUCGCUCCACUAAGCUAAACUCUGUCUGUAUCUGUAUAGGCGGUAUAACCGCCCUUCGGCACAACACACCAGCUUCGCAGGCACAAACUGAAGGACUGUCGGCGACAAAGGAAGCUCGAGUCAUCUCCCCGAGGCAGCUCACCAAAUCAAGCUGGGUCAACAAAAGACCGGUUCGCAAAAAAGAUGGAUCGCGCACGUAAGGCAACUCGAAGAUCGCCAAGAGAAAAAGGCACGAAUCGGAGGGAAGGGAACCGCUGGACAGAGGCGAAUCUGCGGGCGCGAAUGCAGACGAUAGGCUCCUCGAAGGACCUGGAUCUCUCGCACAAGCGUUUGAAAGAAAUCCCGCCAGCCGUUUUUAGCAUCACAGAGCUGGAUAUCCUGGACGUGUCGGACAACCCGCUGGGCUCCUUACCGGUCAACAUCGCCAGUCUGCACAAUCUGAAGGAGGUGCGAGCGGCCGGAUGUGACGUCAGCGAGGUGAGCGGGAACAUCUCCAGGUGCGCCUACCUGACCCGGAUAGACUUGUCCAGAAACCCGCGCCUCGCCUCGCUGCCGCCCACCAUGAAGCAGCUUCGAUACUUGAAACACGUGGCUCUGAGUAGUUGUGAGCUGACCUCGCUUCCCGAGAAUCUCACUCUCCUGGCGACGGUGGAAACUCUGGACCUGUCCCAGAACCAGCUGACGUCUCUCCCGCCCGGCAUCGCGGCGCUCACGCGGGUGAAAGUCCUAAUCAUCAGCGAUAACGCCUUUGGGACCAUCCCAGAAUCCAUCGAGUCUCUGGGCCGCCUGGACCGUCUGGAGAUGAAGCGGAACAAGCUUAACAACAGCAGCGGCGAUCUGAAGCUAAACGUCCCCGCACACUUAAAGGCGUUGGACAUGGAGGGCAACUACUCCUUAAAGGUGCUGCCAGAAGGUCUUGAGCGUCUUGAGAAGUUGGAGGAACUGAACAUGAGCUACUGCGGCCUGGAGACGCUACCGGAGUCCGUAGGAAAGCUGAGCUCCAUCAGGCGGCUUCACCUGGCCGGGAACAAGCUGCGCGUGCUCCCCGCCAGCCUGGGAAACCUGCUCCGCCUGCAGACGCUGGACCUGGAGGGGAACCGCCGUCUGUCCGACCUGCCGCUCACCCUGUACCAGCUCAGGGACAGUCUCAGGGACAAACAGGCCGGCACGAACACAGGGCUCAUCCUGGAUAACUGCCCGGCACUGGCGCUGCCCGAGGCCGAGGUGCUCCAGGGAAAUGUCGUCUCUGUGCUCGUCGACCUUCUGUCAGAAGAUAUCCUCCACAAGACGUCGGUCCGCGUCGCUGCGGAGGUUGUUGACGAGACCAUCGUGGAAGGUCUGACAGACAACAUGGUCGCGGUGACGGAGGAGUGCGUUUGGGACGACCUGAUGUUGGAUGUCGCAGGUGUGGUUAUCGCUGACAAGGAAUGUUCGGAAUACGUCUUCCGAAGCAUGCUGGAAGAAGUCCUGCCAGGGCUUAUGAAGGAGAUAACCGUAGAAAGUAUAGACGAAGAAACGGCCAUGGCCAUCGUGGCAGGCGAGUUGUUGGAAGAAACGGCGAGCUCGAUGACAGAGGAGUUGGCUACAGACGCAGUGCAGGUGGAUGAUGCGGCAAGAGCCGCCAUGGAAGAGCUUCUGGAAUCCGGCAUUAAGGCAACGGCGACAGAAGUGGCAACAGGCGCGAUGCAACUAGAUGCUGCGUCAUGGAAUGUCAUGGAAGAGUUUAUGGAGGAAGCAGAAACGCUUAUGCUAAAAGAAGUGGCGGAAAGCGCGGUGCAAGUAGACAAUGUGGCGCGGGAAAUAUUGGAUGACAUUUUGGGAGAAGUUACGGAGGCGAUAACUGAUGAGAUGGCGGCACGCGCUGCGCAGGUAGAUGCCGCGGCGUGGGAAGAGUUGGAAGAGCUUUCGAGGGAAGUCACCGAAGCUGUAUCUAAGAAAGUGGCGGCACGCGCUGUGCGGCUGGAUGUUGUGGCGUGGGAAGUGAUGCAGGGGCUGUUGGAGGAAGUCCCUGCAGCAAUGACGGAAGACUUGGCCACACACGCGGCCCAGGUAGACGCUAUGACAUGGAGAGUGAUGGGAGAGAUGUUGGAGGAGGUGAGGAUGGUGAUGACAGAAGAAAUGGCAACAGCCGCUGUGCAGGUAGACAAUGUGGCCUGGGAGGUGUUGGAAAACAUGUUGGAAGAAGUCAUGGAGCCGAUAACUACGGAGGCAGCAGUAAGUGGUGCGCAGUUAGAUGACGUGGCCUGGGGAGUGUUGCAGGAGCUUUUGGAGGAAGUCACGGAGGCUUUGACAACCGAAGUGGCCACACACGCUGCCCGCGUGGACGCCAUGACGUGGGAAGUGGUGGCAGAGAUGUGGGAGGAAGCGAUAGAGGAAGUGGCUGCAGGCGAGGUGCGCCUAGACGCCACCUUGCGGGGAGUCGCGGAAACGCUCAUGAAAGAAGCCACCAGGGCGAUGGCGAAGUCGGUCGCUAGCGAAGAACAUGCAAUAUGGCACCUCGCGAUGGACGUGAUGGAAGGGCUCCUGGACCGAAUCUCCAAGGCAACCGCGAGGUCAGUUGCUCUGGAAGUGUACGAAGAAUCCCGCCUGGGUCAAACCGUUCCAGACGAGUACAACAAACAGACUAGCCACUGGGUUUCUGGAGCCGCACGCGCCGUGCAGUACCUGAGCCUCCCGGCCGGCGGCGUGCUUGCCAUCCCCCCAAGAGCAACCGGCGACACCUCGGUCAUCUCGGCGGUGCUGAACCCGCACGGCUGCGGCCAGACCAUCGCGCUUCGGGACGACGAGCUGCUGGUGAGCGACGUCUUGCAGCUUCGCCCGGCGGGACUGAGGUUCUCCCAGCCCGUCACUCUCACACUCACGCACGCUUUGCCCAGGUUCCACCUUGAGAAGCAGUACGUGGUGAAGACAUCUGGAAACGGCGGGCGGACGUGGCAGACUCUCAACACGCGGAGUCAGAAGAACGAGUGGGGGCAGCACGUUGUAACAGUGGAUGUGUCGCAUUUCUCGGAGUUUGCUGUGGUGGCGCGGCCUCUGGAGCGGUACCAGGCAUCACCGCUCCGCUCCUCAUCUCAAACAGACGUCCUGAUAUCCCUACCCAGGGACUUUGGUGGCCAUCGGUCGGUGGGGUAUACGGUCCUGCCGGUGGAUGCCGACACCCUGACGUGCGCCGCCAUGAAGGAUGGUAUCCGUGAGGUCCGAGGUAUGAGUCACAUCGUCCGGUUCUGUAAGAACCUGCUCCUCAGCAGCCCUGCCACCGUGGUGCUGCCCCUGGCCCCCGGGAACGCCCGAGUCCGCGUCAUCAGCUAUGAUGACGUCACAAAGCGCUGGCAUGACGUCACCAGCUCCGUGGACGACCUCGUCAUACAAGGGUCAAAGGUUGCCUUCAAGACCGACCAGCUCAGAGCUGGCUUCGCGGUUGUUUGCGACAACAGCUUGGAUGAUCCAACCAGAACUGUCGAAAUGGUAACCAAGAACACCCGGGCCAGGCUCGUACAGAUCGUCAUCUUGAAGAAGUGGCAGGACGCGCGGCGGGACGGAGUGAUGACGGCGCGGAUCGAGUGCGUGCACACGGAGCGGGCGGAGGACCGCGUCUGCCAGGCACAGCUUCGGGAGGAUUUCGAGUGUCAGGAAGGCACGCCCACACCUACAAUCGUGUUGUUGGAAGGAGAGGAUAUCUGCUGCGUGUUUGAGGGGCAGAUCCGUCCCGAGGAAAAGAUUAACGGGCACCACGGGGUGAACUUCACGUUCUACUGUGAGCGGCCGCGCGUGCUGGAGUUCCACGCCAGGCUGGCGUCAGGAGGCAGAGGCGCUACAUCUAGAGUCCGCGUGUACCCCGGGAGGCUGGAGCGACUCCCAUAUAGGCCUCCUACACCGCCUCCUACACCCCCGAUACAGGUUCAUCGGGCUCCCGUGCCCCAGCAACAAACAUACACAGGUCCAGCCGUUCCACGGCCACAACCAGCACCGCCGCCACCAGUACGGUGGCCCAAACUUCUGGCAUCUGCUGAAAUAACUCCUCCCACUCUGUGGUGAAGGGUAGUCUGUGUCAGCCUCCGUCUGUGUGGGCUCCGCAGUGUUGGACAAAUGCAAACCGUGCGCCAUGCUGACCACACAUGCAGUUCUGAUAGUCCUCGCUAGGAGAUAACGUUUCUCAUGCUGAUACAGGCUUACAUUACAAAGGACCUGGCGAUGAAUCAUUCGCAGACUUGAUAAUUUCUAUAAUAUCGAUACUUUUAUUUUGAUAUUGAUAAUUUCACUUCUUGAAUCAAGCUGGUGUUGUUUCCCUUGCACAGUGAAGAAAGACUUGUGAAUGACAAGAGGGCACAGUCACCACCACACAUGAUCUAAUCAUUUCGUGGAGGUCUGAGGUCUCUGUAAUUCAAUAGGAACCUAUUUUUUGACAAAUCCAUGCUGGGGACACUAGUACUUUAAGACUGCUGUAUGAAAUUGUCUGAACGCCAAACCCUCUAGUUUCAAGCUUCUCAGUCAUGGUUCUGCAGCACAAUAUCACUACAAAUUUGCAAAGUUCAAAAGUCAGUUGUUUAUAUGAUGAAAAUGACAAGAGUUUUACA
Molecule: messenger RNA, 5085 nt
Organism: Branchiostoma belcheri (Belcher's lancelet)
Lineage: Eukaryota; Metazoa; Chordata; Leptocardii; Amphioxiformes; Branchiostomatidae
Exons: 10
Coding region: 695-4546 (1283 amino acids)
Molecular function (GO): protein binding
Source: RefSeq, a predicted model, not a curated record